AGCUCAACCCAUAACACCAGAAUUGAAUGCCUUUGGGUAGAGGUUGGCUAUUGCGAGAUUUUUGUGGAGGAAUGGAACCAUCAUCCAAUCUCUGGUCCAACAACACAGCACCAAUCUCCACUGGAUAUUUGUUUGCUCCCUGAUAUUGAGAACAGAGUUUAUAUUACCAAUCCAUUGCAUGAUGUACACCCUGAUAUACUUACCCGAUACUAUGGUACUGGUGGCCCACCACUGUCUCACAUUGAUGAAGAAGAUUCCAAUGUGCAAACUCAAACCACCUUACAAGAUGAGAUUGCCAGUGACCUGCAGUCAAACCUUCAUGACCAGCCUGUCCCUGUACCAGACAACUCAAAUCCAUUCCCUUCUCCUGAAGCAGAGGUCAUUUUCCACCAAGCCCUCGCUGAUGUGCAAUCUGCAGGUGUGAAGCCUGAUGAUACAUUUCUUCCCGCUUCAGAGUGGGCAAUCAAUACUUAUGAAACUCACGAGGAUAUAUCUGUAGGCUUUUGA
Messenger RNA from Suillus subalutaceus, 507 nucleotides. RefSeq lists its product as uncharacterized. The record is from RefSeq and is a predicted model, not a curated record. The annotation marks the transcript as partial. The transcript is spliced from 3 exons. Lineage: Eukaryota; Fungi; Basidiomycota; Agaricomycetes; Boletales; Suillaceae.